Candoia aspera is the source of this 1228-nucleotide messenger RNA. It is a transcript of the gene B3GAT2, whose product is annotated as beta-1,3-glucuronyltransferase 2. The transcript is spliced from 4 exons. Lineage: Eukaryota; Metazoa; Chordata; Lepidosauria; Squamata; Candoiidae. Gene Ontology annotation, molecular function: galactosylgalactosylxylosylprotein 3-beta-glucuronosyltransferase activity. The record is from RefSeq and is a predicted model, not a curated record. Gene Ontology annotation, cellular component: Golgi membrane. The coding region runs from base 23 to 955 and encodes 310 amino acids. Gene Ontology annotation, biological process: carbohydrate metabolic process; chondroitin sulfate proteoglycan biosynthetic process.
GCGGCGCGUCGGCGGUGCCAGCAUGAAGUCGCUAAUCUUGAGCCGCUUCUUGGUGCUGCUGCCCUGGGUGCUGCUGGUGAUCCUCAUGCUCGACACGGACGGCGGCAACCGGACGCCCCGUCCGUCGACCCGUCUCGCCCGGCGGCCGCCGCCUCCGCUACACGAGGAGGCGCCUAGGUGGCCGGAGGCCGAGCUGCAGCAGCUGCCUCUCAUUUAUGCCAUCACGCCGACCUACAGCCGGCCGGUCCAGAAAGCGGAGCUCACGCGGCUGGCCAACACCUUCCGGCAGGUGGCGCGCUUGCACUGGAUCCUAGUGGAGGACUCGGCGAUCGGCACUGAACUGGUCAGCCGCUUCGCAGCGGGGCUCGACCGAGGGGGCGGCCCGCCGUGCACCCACCUGCACGUGCUCACGCCGCGCAGGUACAAGCGCCCGGGGCAGCCGAGGGCCACGGAACAGCGGAACGCAGGCUUAGCUUGGAUCCGUCAGCGGCACCAGCAUUUGCCCGCCCCGCAGCCGGGGGUGCUUUUCUUCGCCGACGAUGACAACACUUAUAGCCUGGAGCUCUUUGAGGAGAUGCGUACCACUCGCAAAGUCUCUGUGUGGCCUGUGGGGCUGGUGGGGGGACGACGCUAUGAGCGCCCAAUUGUGGAAAAAGGCAAGGUUGUUGGCUGGUACACUGGUUGGCGGGCAGGUCGGCCUUUUGCCAUUGAUAUGGCAGGGUUUGCUGUCAGCCUUCAGGUGAUUUUAUCCAACCCUAAAGCUGUAUUUAGACGCCAUGGCUCACAACCUGGGAUGCAGGAAUCUGACUUUCUGAGACAGAUUACCACAAUGGAGGAACUGGAGCCCAAAGCCAGCAACUGCACAAAGGUUCUUGUAUGGCAUACUAGGACAGAAAAGGUAAAUCUAGCUAAUGAGCCAAAGUAUCACCUGGACAAUAUCAGAAUUGAAGUGUGAUCUGUCAGCAUAAAUGGGACAUACCAUAAUUAAUGGAUGCGCCAGACAUGCUUACCAUAUUCAGACUGUACAGAUUGCUGUUGUACAACUACAGCUUCUAGCAGCCUCAUGGAAGACUACUGGCAGAUAGCUGAAGAUGUAUCUACUUAGGCUUCACUAACUUUGCAUGCAUUUCUCUGUACUGCUUUAAUUUUCUAACUGUUCACAUUUCCUUUACACAUGUUCAGUGAAGAGGUGGUAAUGCACUGAAAAGUUACUAGUCUAAAAAAAUGA